Molecule: messenger RNA, 3450 nt
Organism: Nematostella vectensis (starlet sea anemone)
Lineage: Eukaryota; Metazoa; Cnidaria; Anthozoa; Actiniaria; Edwardsiidae
Product: transmembrane protein 232
Exons: 16
Coding region: 260-3205 (981 amino acids)
Source: RefSeq, a predicted model, not a curated record
CCUGGGGACGCUUUCCCGUCAUGCACUAGCUUAUAACUUUUGUGGGCUCCCUGUGUGUUGUUCCUAGGCAACGCAUCAAUGGCGGACGUUUCUUGGGUUCAGUUUUGACAAAUUGACUUGUUUAUUUACUGAUUUUCCAUGAGCUACGACGAAAAUUUUACUUUUCAUUUCUUUGUACACACAUCGGUAGGUUUUAUGUGUUAGAUCCGCCUGAUUCAAGACGUUUUUUAUAGAUCUCUUGCUCUACGUUUGUAAAACGAUGCCUAUUGAUAAAGUUCCAGUUGUGCACAAAUUUGGGAUAAUUUCUCACAGCCAAAGAGUAAGCCUUGAGCAGAGAUUAGAACAAAAAGCAACCGUGGGAAAUGUACCUAACACCUAUGCUCGUACUAAAAGACUUUUAUCUGAAGUCUCAGAUGACUUUGUCGCCAAGUUCAAUGACAGUAACUAUGAUGAUCAACAGACUCUUUUGCCGACUGCAUCAAAGAUGCUCAUGAGGGCAAAGCGCCGUGUUGGUCUAAGUGGCAGAGGUGAAGGCAAUCAUGUUAACAUACCAAAAGCCUGGGCUGAGCUAACUCUUCUUGCUCAAAUCAACAAUAGGGGAAUACAAGAAGAGUCUCUAGAAGUCCUGAUAGCCUCGGUAACUCAGGCCCCAUUAUCAACAAGCCACAUUCCGAGUUUGUUCUAUUUGGCAAAAAGUGUUCUCCACUGGCUGAGAAAGAGUGGCUUAAACCAGCCAUUUUUAAGGACAGGAGAGCUGAAACUGCUAAAGAUGGGCCACCUUGUGUUUAUCAGGCUGUACCAUGCUCACCAGACAAACAACCUACAGGGCCAUGAAGAAGACAGGGUGUCAUUGAAACAGUACCUUGAAGGGGUAUCUGAGCAGCAGUACAUUUACAAGUCAUUCCCAGGAGCCUUACUUGCUCUUCGUUUCAUAACUGAAGUGGGAUACCUUAUCUGCAAGGGAGUAAAGCUCCCCCCUGACUAUCCAACUAGACAAGAGAAAAAUCAGGGGGGGACUAGCACAGGAGCAGCCUCGCCUGCCCAGUCUCUUGGUGCUAAAACCAAUCCUCACUCACUUCACAUGGAAAAGAUAUUAGAAGAGGAAUUCAACGAAUACAGCAAUCCGCCAAGUCAACAGCGAGGCUCCUCCGUUCUGGAAUGUCCUCGGGAGAUGUCGGUCACCCUUUGGCACGUGUUGGACGUGUGGCGUAGUUUAACUCACAGAGGCACUGGGCUCAAUCAAGCUAUCCGAGGACUUUCAAUCUGCGCUACAGGCCUGGCCAAUGAGUCGUGGCUUGAUGUGUCAUGCGCGUUUCUCAUUCUUGCCCAUGCGUCUUCUAACGACCUUACAAUCUUACAGACAUUCCAGGCAUUAGCCUCGGGCGUGCUUGCUAGACCAGCGGAAAUCUCUGAAGUGCAUGCGUUGCAUAUUCAUCACAUGUGUGAGAAUUGUCUAUCGUCGUUCACUGGUCACCAGGCUUCUCACGAGGUUGGAGGCGAGGGCGGGGAAUUGGAUGAGUUCUUCUCAGUAGGUCAGACACCAAGUAUCGUCAGAGGUCUACGAGAUUUUGCCAGUCUGAGCUUUUUGGACAAAGAGGGGCGCCAUUCUCGGGCGGACACCGACGACACCGAUAGCCUGAGGUCCAAUGAUCAGAAAAGCAAUGCCUCAUCUGACGCAAGCCUUGCUGACGUCAGUAGUGUGGAGAGCGUGAGGACUGGAACAAGGAAGAAGAGCAGUGAAAGGCUACGCAAGGAACGGCGUACGCAAAGUAACCUCUCCAAGAACGCACCACAGGGAUCACACACUCUAGGCGACGAGAGUUCCUCGGAUGAUGACGAGAAGGAACGCACCGUUAAGCCAAGGUCCGGAAAGCAUUCAGGCAGCGUUCGGUUCCAGACCGCUGAGCAGGUCAACACGGCGCCUGGCACUAGCUCAGGCUCUUCAUUUCCCGAGGGACUGGAGCGAGAGACGACUAAAGGAAGUCUGUACAGUGCGCAGACCCGUGGAAGCUCCGUGACAGUACCAGACCAAGGUGAUCAAGCUGAGGAAGUUGCUGAAUCUGACGUAACCACAACCCAAAAAACAGCAACAACUCUACUCCCGGACUACACGGGCCUACUUGGCUGGCCCUGGGAACUAGCGUACCUCUAUGUUGAGACUAUGACGUCAGUAGCACUCAACGGCUGCUCCUCGCACAUCCAGAAAGUCGCUCUCCUUGGAAGCGAGGCUUACCGGAAGCCAGAGGUGUUCCGGAAGUCAGAUGGUGGGGUCAGAAGCGGCAUGGGGUUGAUUGACUUGUUGAAGUUUGAGUUUCCUCGCGAUGCGUCAGGGGAACCUGUGAGGGACUGGAGCUGGCGCGUGAGAUUCGCGGCCGUUCACGGACUGGUACGAGUAUGUCGUCAUUGCCAUGGCAACAGCGUUAAAGAUGGCCUUCGCUCUGUGGCCUGGAACUCCUUGAUGAAGCAUCACUCCGCUGAGCGGGAUCCAAGAGUACUGGAGGCUCUCAAGUUAGCGCAGGUUGAAGUGGACUUAGACACCAAGGUGCAGUCAGAGGCGAGCAUGCGCUCUCUACCGACACACAUCGCAGAAAGUCUCACGGCACUCAUGCUGCCCCCACUUCCGCCUGUAGUGCCUGAACCGGAAGUGACGACACGAUCAAGGUCACGUGCUAACCGGGUUGCCAAACCGCAGGUGGUAUCCAAGGGUCAGACACGACCAUCAUUAAGACAAGAGAUCCUUCUAGCAACUGCUGCCGCUGAGCCUCCGGUCGACUACAGCACACGCCUGAACACCGACCUCAUGUCUGUCAUCCACAAACAGUGGCGUAAGCAAUUGCACGAGGAGGAGCAGGAGGCAGAGGCGGACAGGCGCAGGCAGGAGGGGCGCAGGGUCCUAGCUACCCAGGGCAGCGGUACGGCCACGCCCUUAAGGAGUACAGCCACACCCCCAGCAUACGAGGGGUCAGGUGCCAGUCUAAAAAUUCACUCGUUGGUAUCCAGCCCUGCAACUCCCAUUACAGAUGUGGGUAUCGACUGGGCUGGUAGUCGAGUCUGUGGUACACCUGGCGGUGAGGGUAGCCAGGCCUGUGAUUCCACGUCGAGCAGAACGGGAAGUAGUGAUAACAAAGAGGAGCCAAAGAUUGAGAUGAAUACAAGAACACAGGCGAGAUACGUGAAAUUUGCAGAGCCUCCAGAUACCGCGUGACUUUUUCAUCUUGUCUAUGUUCAUUCUUAGUGCCCUGGUAUCCAUGGCACCCAGUACCUUUUGGCCGCUUUCCGGGGUAGUACCCUUUAGGGUAAAAUCUAAGAUUAAUUGACCGUGCAAAUAAUAUAUUGGACACACGAUAGUAAAGAAGACCCCCAAAUUAACUUGAGAUUGCAAUAGUUUUUGGUAAUUGUAAAUUUGUAUAUAGUGUUAAUAGUAUCGAAAUUAAACUGGUAAAAUGCUAA